AAUCGGCACGAUCGUUCUAACAGCAACUUCUCUGUAUUCUCUAUUCCAGUGGUAGUCCACCUGAUUGCCAUUGCUUCAAUAAUAAAGUAGAUAUUAGCAGAAAUGAUGGUUGCCGGCCACUGCUCACUCCUAAUCGGUUGUCUGCUGAUGGCCUCUGCGGUCGCCUUUGCACCUUCCAACCCGCGCAGAUUAUCGCAGACAGUCUCGUCCCAGUCACAACUGCGAGCCGCUCCUGACGAUGUAGACUUUAUGGCGUCUUUGCGCACCCGGAUGGACGAAGUCGGUGACCGAGACACCAAAUUACCCCUAGUAGUCCUGGAUAGUAUGUUGCCCCGUCAGGUCCUCAAGAUUUCCGUCAGCAAUCCGGUCUUUAUGGAACUCAUUCGAACACGGCUUGUGGAAGAAAAUCCGUGUUUCGGAAUGCUUGGUAUGGCACGGCUUCAAACGGGGGAGCAGGUGCAUUUACGGUCCGGUGUUGAAGUCCAGAUCGUAGGCAAACCGAAAGUACUGGACGACGGCAUCAAACUUCAGCUACAAGCAACCCGGCGAUUCCGGAUUGACGGGGAUGUAGAAAACGCCAAAGAAGGCUGGACGGAAGGUCGUGUACGGUUUCUCGAUAGUGUCGAGGAAGAGGCCAAGGAAGAAGAGACGGAUGGAAUAAUGUUGGCGAGAGCAAUGUCCAAGGCACGAAAACUGGAGCCUCUCGUGGACCAAUGGAUCGAACUAGCGAGGGAAAGUGAACGACAGCCGGGGCAAAUCGAUCAACUGUUAUUGGAUCUUGGCGACAUUCCGGACGAUGAUGAACCAUCCGAACGAGCUUUCUGGGUCGGAGCAUUGAUCAAUCCUAUUCCCGCUAUGGGUGUAGCCUUGGAAAUCAGACCUGCACUUCUGACAGCUCAAACCGCCGAUCAAAGAGCAGAUAUAGCCCUGAGAGGUAUCCAGAACUCCAUUCAGCACAUGAAUGGUUCGAAGAAGCUUUUCUGAGGACCAAUUCAAACAAAUGUAACGGCAACAUCGAUUUACGAUUCCAUUUCAGUCAAGAUGUUUGUUUCGUGAAAUGUGUGUACCUACGGCGUCGAUAUAAAAGUGUUGGUGCUUACUAUUUUUAGUGGUGCUUUCAUUCACUUUAAGACGAAAUUAAAAACUUUCUAGCUUUUAAAUUUGAAAAU
This is a messenger RNA of Phaeodactylum tricornutum CCAP 1055/1, 1169 nucleotides long. RefSeq lists its product with no specific name. Lineage: Eukaryota; Bacillariophyta; Bacillariophyceae; Surirellales; Neidiaceae. The transcript has a single exon. Bases 103 to 984 code for a protein of 293 amino acids. The record is from RefSeq and is a predicted model, not a curated record.